AUAAUCUUUUCUCAAUGUUUCUUUUUACAGUAUUUCCAAGUUUGAUGAACGAUGUUGUUUUCUUUAUGUGCAUGAUAACUCUGAUGAUUUUCAAAUCUACUUUUCUACAGAAAACCAGUGUAGUAGAUUCUGUGGGUUGGUGAAAGAAAUUUUGUCUGAUGCAGUUGGCAGUACUUUGGAGCUAGAAGGAGAAAUAGAUGGAGAAACAUUGGAGUACGAAUAUGAUUAUGAUGAGAAGGGUGACAGAGUAGUUCUAGGAAAAGGUACUUAUGGGAUAGUGUAUGCUGGAAGAGACCUUAGCAACCAGGUGCGAAUAGCCAUCAAAGAAAUACCUGAGAGAGACAGCAGGUAAGAGCAAGCUUAUUGUUGUGUGUACGUACUGAUGAGAGAACUGCAGUUGUUUGAUGAAAACUUGGCUCUUUUCAGCAAGUAUUUCUAUGUGGUUGGUUUAUAAUGUCCCAGUACACUCACAUUCAGUUAUUGUUUCCUCUUAGUAUUCCUCAGCAGCCUUUGGAGAAUGAGGACUUUUAAUUAUUUGGGAAUGUGUAUGCCUAUGUAUUUACGUGUAUAUGUGUAUAUAUAUGUGUAUGUAUAAACUUUAUAAAAAUGAUACCAUUUGACAAUAUAUCUAUCUUAAAUCCUAGAAAAAGUAAUUUGUUUUUAAAGUUGCAGUUGUACCUCAUCUAUAUUCCUUUGAAGGAGGAGAGAAAGGAUAAAAGGAGUUUUCAAAGUGAAGGUACUACGCAGAACAAAGCAGAUGUGUAAAUGUGUAAAUAUGUUAUUUGAGGGCAUGUUUCUCCUCCUCAGUACUUCUGAGAUCUACCUUUGCUUUUUCCCAGCAGGCAGCCAGUCACUCUCCAUUUUGAAAGUCACGGGCAAGAUGUUUACUGAGAGUUGGAUCAAUAUCACUAUAAUCCAUUCUGUUUGCAAAAUAUCAUUUAAACAUAGCCUAAAGCCUUUUCCCCCACCAUGCGCUGCUCCUUGGUUUUUUGUGUGUUUUGUUUUUAAUAGAUAUUCUCAGCCUCUUCAUGAAGAGAUAGCACUGCAUAAAUAUUUAAAGCAUCGGAAUGUUGUCCAAUAUCUUGGAUCCAUUUCAGAGGAUGGAUACAUUAAGAUUUUUAUGGAGCAGGUGCCAGGAGGCAGCCUCUCAGCUCUCCUGAGGUCUAAGUGGGGUCCAAUGAAAGAACCCACAAUUAAAUUUUACACCAAGCAGAUUCUGGAAGGCCUUAAGUAUCUCCAUGAGAACCAGAUUGUACACAGAGAUAUAAAGGGGGAUAAUGUGUUGGUGAACACCUAUAGUGGCGUCGUGAAGAUAUCUGAUUUUGGUACUUCCAAAAGGCUGGCAGGAAUCAAUCCGUGUGCUGAAACGUUUACGGGCACGUUGCAGUACAUGGCUCCAGAAAUCAUUGACAAGGGACCACGAGGAUAUGGUGCACCAGCUGAUAUCUGGUCGCUAGGCUGUACCAUGAUUGAAAUGGCAACAGGCAAGCCUCCAUUUCAUGAGCUAGGAGAGCCUCAAGCAGCAAUGUUUAAAGUUGGGAUGUUUAAGAUUCAUCCUGAAAUUCCAGAAUCGCUGUCUGCUGAAGCAAAAGCCUUUAUUUUGCUCUGUUUUGAACCUGAUCCUUGUAAGCGUGCUACAGCAUCUGAUUUGCUCAGAGAUUCUUUCCUGAAACAAGUCAACAAGGGCAAGAAAAGCAGAAUCGCAUUCAAGCCUUCAGAUUACAAUCGGAACACAUCCCUCCCACUGUCAAUCCACGGAGAACAGGCUGGCAGCAGCAGCAGUGAGCAUGGCUCUGUUUCUCCAGACUCCGAUGUACAGCAUGACGUGUUUUUCGAAAGGCCGAAGAGAUCCAUUUCAGAGAUUCAGACAAGGCAUCCCAUUGCCCAUUUAUUGAGCGUGCCUGAUGAGAGUCUGGCCCUGGAAGACAGAAGUUUCUCUCCUUCCAGUGAGGAUAAGGAUUCUGGUUUGUUCCUGCUACGGAAGGACAGCGAACGCCGGGCAAUUCUAUAUAAAAUUCUCAAGGAAGAACAGAAUAAAGUUGCUUCAAAUUUGCAGGACUGUAUUGCACAGGUAAUUUCAUUUCAGCUCUUCUUUUCCUGCUUCAAAAGGAAAAUGACAAGCCAAGUAGCCAGCAUCACUCCUUUCCUGAAAACUAAUAAAUGAAGAUGCCAAUAGCGG
Molecule: messenger RNA, 2179 nt
Organism: Meleagris gallopavo (turkey)
Lineage: Eukaryota; Metazoa; Chordata; Aves; Galliformes; Phasianidae
Source: RefSeq, a predicted model, not a curated record